This is a messenger RNA of Nannizzia gypsea CBS 118893, 795 nucleotides long. Its product is annotated as short chain dehydrogenase/oxidoreductase CpoX2. Lineage: Eukaryota; Fungi; Ascomycota; Eurotiomycetes; Onygenales; Arthrodermataceae. The transcript is spliced from 2 exons. The record is from RefSeq and is a predicted model, not a curated record. Bases 1 to 795 code for a protein of 264 amino acids.
AUGGCAUCCGUUACUUCAAAGAUAUUUGCUAUUACAGGAGGCGCAUCUGGAAUUGGCGCAGCCACCUGCCGCCUACUUGCGCAGCGGGAAGCUGCUGCUCUUUGUCUUGGGGACCUUUCCAGCGAAAACAUGAAGCAACUAGAGAGGGAAAUAAAAGAAAUCAACCCUGAAACAAAAGUUCACUGCACUGUCCUUGAUGUAUCGUCAUCAUCAGAGGUCGAUGAAUGGGUCAAAGCAAUUAUCACUACGUUUGGAGAGCUUCAUGGAGCAGCCAACAUUGCAGGCAUUGCCCAGGGUGCUGGUUUGAGGCAGACGCCGACCCUCCUAGAAGAGGACGAUGAGCAGUGGAAGAAGGUAUUCCGGGUAAACCUUGACGGUAUUCUGUAUUCCACCCGAGCAGAAGUCCGAGCAAUGAAGGAAUAUUCGUUGACAAGCCCUGGGGACCGAAGUAUUGUCAACGUGGCUAGUAUAGCAUCAAUGGCUCACAUGCCGGAUGUUUUCGCCUACGGAACUUCAAAGGCAGGAUGUGCUUAUUUCACUACCUGUGUUGCACAGGAUGUGAUGCCAUUUGGAAUACGAGCUAAUACUGUUUCCCCUGGCAUCACAAGGACCCCGAUGCUACCGAAGUUUGUACCAAAUGCAAAAACGCAAGAAGAGGUCGAAGAGACGUACAAGAAGGAAGGUUACUCUGUCAUUGAAGCUGAUGACGUUGCCCGGACUAUCGUGUGGCUGUUGAGUGAAGAUUCUCGUCCUGUCUUCGGGGCCAAUAUCAAUGUUGGUGCUUGCAUGCCGUGA